UGUGUCAUCUGUCACAAACUAUCAUCUGCAGUCAACUCUUUAUUAGGUUAAUUAACAAUUAUAAAUAUUCCUUUAAAAACAAUCCAAAAUAAUUCGGUAUGACGCUUGAAACGAUUCCAAAAGAUCUAAGGGGGCUAAGGGCUUGUCUGUCCUGUUCCUUAAUCAAGUCUUUCGAUCAAUUUGAAUAUGAGGGAUGCGACAACUGUGAUGAAUUCCUUAGGAUGAAGAAUAACAGGGAUAAUGUCUAUGAAUGUACAAGUACUAAUUUUGAUGGGAUGAUUGCAGCUAUGAGUCCAGAAGACAGUUGGGUGUGUAAAUGGCAGAGAAUAAAUCGAUUUUGUAAGGGAGUCUAUGCAAUUUCGGUAUCUGGAAGACUACCUGGUGGAAUUAUCAGGGAAAUGAAAAGUAGAGGUGCAACUUAUGUACCUAGAGAUAGAAGUCAACGGUGAUAUUCUACAGUUCUGAUUUAUUAUGCGAACUUUACGUAAUCAAGAAGAGAUUAAGUGACAGGCAUAAAAAAUUUUUAUUAAUAUAAUUUGUGUAGUUAAAA
This is a messenger RNA of Coccinella septempunctata (seven-spotted ladybird), 550 nucleotides long. RefSeq names its product transcription elongation factor SPT4 (gene spt4). Gene Ontology annotation, cellular component: nucleus; DSIF complex. The record is from RefSeq and is a predicted model, not a curated record. Gene Ontology annotation, biological process: regulation of transcription elongation by RNA polymerase II; chromatin organization; positive regulation of DNA-templated transcription, elongation. Gene Ontology annotation, molecular function: RNA polymerase II complex binding; zinc ion binding. The transcript is spliced from 4 exons. Lineage: Eukaryota; Metazoa; Arthropoda; Insecta; Coleoptera; Coccinellidae. Bases 99 to 449 code for a protein of 116 amino acids.